Molecule: messenger RNA, 5796 nt
Organism: Neospora caninum
Lineage: Eukaryota; Apicomplexa; Conoidasida; Eucoccidiorida; Sarcocystidae
Exons: 8
Coding region: 1-5796 (1931 amino acids)
Source: RefSeq, a predicted model, not a curated record
AUGGAGACACCAGAGAUGGUGGAGACACCGGAGACAGUGGAGACACCGGAGACAGUGGAGACACCGGAGAGGGCAGACGAAGCCUGUGCUGUAUAUGGAGGGCGAGAACCAACAAAGGAGGGAAGGGACAGAAGGCGAGAGUCAGGGGAAGGAAAAGAAAUUGAAGGAGAGGAUUGCGGGGAGUGCAGUCCCCCCCGAGAGGAGAACCACGCUUGGGAAACAGAAACAGGGAAGACCGGGUUGGGCGGUCGGACAGAGACAGGUGGAUCAGCGCCGGUGGACGAGACGGCGGCAAAACGGAGUGGAAAGGCCGAGAAGCAAGGGAAACCGAGUCGCGAGCUUGCUUUAGAGAAGGGGAGAGCGAACCGACGGGGAGCGCCAGGCGAGGAGCUACAGCGGAAUCCGAAGCUGCAGAGCGAGAGAGGAGCGUUGAGAGAAGAGAACGAAAGGGAGAACUCGCGAGGCGCGAGAGGGAAAGGAGAGGAUGCGGACCGGACAGAGCGAUGCGAGGCGGCCGAAGAAGAGAACGAAGAGCAACGGAGGACAAGAAAGGAAGGGGAAGAAGACGGUCAGCCGCCCCGGCAUGCAGGAGAGAAGCGGAGGCUCGGAAAGGUGGCGAAUGGGGGGACGCGGGGCCCAAAAGAGGCCGCAAAAGCGACGAGAGAAGGCACCGACGGAGAGGUUUUCAAGCUGGCCAAGCCCAAGAAGUGGGCGCGUGAACGCUUUCGAUUUGAGCGAGAAAACUCAGACGAUGGAGGAAAGGAGGACAGCAGUCGUGGCGGGCGAAACGGGAACGCGGCGAAUGCUACCGGCAGCUGGCGCAGGGCUGCGAACGAAAAGGAGAAACUGAAGAGAGAAACCAGACUCCCGAGUGGCGCUGCCUGGUCCUGUUUGCUGCCUGACGAGAAGGACGAGGCCUAUGACGCCUGCGGCGCGCCUCACAGGCGCGUCUCUGGGGAAACAGAAAGAGACAAGGGAUUCUCAGCAUUUUGUUCCCCCGCUGAGGCUGCGUCUUCAGCCUGCGUCUGUGCUGUCGCGCCUUCGCCAGUGUCGUCUUCGUCGCUGCACGUUGAGGCGAGCGCCAUGUCGCGGGGUCUCUCAGAGCCAGACUCGAUCGAGGCACUCAGUAGCCCCGAGUGCAGCGCCGGAACUGACGCAGGAAGAGGGAAAGACCGGAUUCCUGCGGAGCCGGAGAGUCAGAGGGCGACGCGGGAGAGGACGGACAGGCGAGAAAUGGAAAAACUUCUCCGACAAGAACGCAGGCUGCGACAAGAAGCAGAGCGCCAGUGCCAGGAGCUCUCUGGGCGCUUACGCUUGCUGGAACGCGAGUUGCUGCACUCCGCGCGACUUUUGAGGGGAGACCGCGUGCGCCAGCGCCGCCUGGAAGAAGACAACGAAUUGCUCCUGCAUGCGUUGAAAGAGUCUCGCCGGCUUCUCAAGGAGGAAUCCGACAAAGUGCUGACGGCGCGAGCCGCUCAGGACGAGCAGCGCCUGGAUUUGCUGCCUCCCAGCGGGUGGCUGACUCGAAGCCUCGAGCCCCGACAGAGAGACGAGACGGAAGCGCGAGAAACUUUAGCGACUCUCCAAGAGGAAUUGAAACAGACGCUGAGUCAGCUCACAGUGGAGGUCUCCAGGAGGCACAGGGCGGAGAUGAGCACCAAGAUUCCACCGAAUGGAGGCCGCUUGGAAUCCUUCUCGACUUUUUUCCAUCUCUCUGACCCACCCGGCACACCGCGCCCUCAACUUUCUUCUCCGCAUGCGUCUCCGGUCUCCUCGCCUCAACCGCUUCAAUCUUCCUUCUCGGCCGGCUCGAGCCCCGCCUCGGCGGCUGCCGCAUCGCCGUUCGCGCUCCGCCUCUGGGAUGCUCGCGAAACUCCCGUCGGUGCCGAAAAGGAGCAAGCCGCGCAGAGACCAAGCGUGGAAUCAGACGAAAGCGAUGAAGAAAGGGAUGGUGAGGAAGGCGAUAAGGGAGGAAAUGCUGGAGAAGAAAUGGAUGAUGAAGAAACGUCCCUUCCGAGAGAAGCGCCAGGAUGUGACUGCCCUCCGUGUCGCCCGGCUCUUGGUGGGGGAGCAUGGCGCAAAUCCGUCAGUUCCAGCGAGACGCGGAAUGAAAAAGGAAACAAAGAACAAGACAGGAAAGAAAGCCGAAGCUGCCGCGAGCACGCGUCGUUCUUUGAAAGCUCGUUUUGUCUCCCUCCGUCGGGUCGCGUGACAUCACAGCUCGGCUUUCCGGUCAGGCGUUGCCAGGAGCCGGCGAAGGAAAACCCGACAGUGGAUCCCCACGAGGGAGGCGAAAGCCAGGAAGGAAGGAGGUUCGGAAACAGGGAAGGAGACCAAAAAGACUGGGCUUCUUUCCGUCCGCUCUGCACGCGUUCUUCGCAAGAUGGCUCUGGCCUCGCUUCGUCUCGUCGGUCCUCGUCGCGCUCAGGUUCGUCUUGGCCCCCUUCCUCUUCUUCCUCCGCGCUGCCACCGUCUCCUUCGUCUGUGGGCUCAACUUCGGGGUCUCGGCGCCCUUUCUCUCGUGCCUCGUCCGUUUCGCCAGUCUCGCAUCUGUGUUCCGGCAUCCACAACUGCCCGCAUGCACCCAUCACGCUUUCUUCCCGCGGGACAAAGCGACCGUCUCCGCCUCGCCUGUCUGGCCCUGCAGUCGCCGAAGGGGAGAGGCAGCGCUGCCGAGAAAGGGACAGACGCUUUUGCGAGCCUCAGCGUUUGCCCCGCGAGGCGGAGGAAAUGGAUCAGCCCGGCGCAGGAGAGACGAAACAGAAAGGAGAAACGAGAAGUCGAGCAGAUGCAGGCGAGCGAGAGCCCCACGUGCAUCAGUGUGGUGUCGGCCAGUGCGCUCCUGUCCGAAAGAGAAGAAGAGACUUCGACACGGCAGAGGGAGACCUUUCAGAGUUGGAAGAAACGCAGCACGCGACAGGCCAAAGAGUCGCAGGCCGGAAAGGAGACGAGCCGGAGCCCAAGGGUCAGACCUGGGCUCAGCGUAGCACGAAGCGUUUUGGGGAAACAAAAAGCGGCGAAGGAAAAGAGAAACGCAACGUGUUCGACCGUGAAAAACAACACAAUGACAAAUUGGUAACACAAGAAGGAAAAGGAGACAGAGACGAAGAAGGAAAGGGAGGCGAAGAAGAACGAGGACACGAGGAGUGCCGAAAACCUGGCGACCAUAGAGAUAGGCAUGAAGGAAGGAAAGAAGCGAGCAGAGGGGGAAAGCGAGAGGUAGGCAAAGAACAAGAACGAAGGGACCGCACAGCGGGUGGGGAACGGGACGAUCGGCCUGUCACGGGGUGGGGGAGGAAGGCCGUUGUAGCAGCAAGGGAAUUUUUCCUCUCGCACUUCAGAGGAAACUUCCAGGCGACGGAGCAACUGGCCGAAACAACCAGACGCGAGGCUCCUCAGGAAGACGCUGCCGAGACAUCCAGUCGCGAAGGACGAAAGGAGGCGGCCGAAGCGGAAGACGGCAGACGGGAGACAGGCCAGGACCGAGACACCCGAGCAGAAUCGGUGCAUGGAAAUGGACGAGGCGGGCGAAAGUGUCUGAGCAGAAUGCGCGCUCGCUCGGAGUCGGCAGCAGCUCGGGCUGAGACCCCGCAGGUGGGCACGGAGGUGUACCAGCGAGGGCGUUGCAUUUUGGAGUGCGGGAGUGCCAAGGCAAACCCCUGCGAGCCAGAGCGGGUAAUCGCGGUCAGAAACGACCCGCACAGCCACACGGGAGGUGCCUUGAAACGUGUGAACAGGGGCACGCCUUGGGAUGCCUCUCUCGCAGGCCCGGGGGAGUCAGGCGCCCAGGCAACACCGGCGAGCGCCGCCCCUCAGAGAUGUCUUGGAGCCGUCACGGACGCCAAGCGAGUCCACGUUUUCUCUGACCUCUCCCACAGAAAGCGUGGACAAUGUCCCCGCGUCUUGAACGUGGCUCCACCUUCCCUGUCUCCGGCACCCACGCCCCGUUCGCCUCUCUCGGCUUUGUCGUCUCCUCGUCGCUCUCGUUCGCGUCUCCCCGAGGCUUCUCCUUCCACGGCUUCUCCGCCGAGGCGGGCGCCGUCGAGACACUCCACAGAUUGCCUUUUCCUCGGGCGAGGUUCAGGAAGCGAAGGAGACAGCAGCAGUGAGGGGCGAGGCUUCAGACUCCACCGGCAUGCGGAGUCGACAGCGACAGAGGGCGAACGAGAAGAAGGCGUCGGGAAGAGCGACACAGAGAGGAGACAGCAAGGCAGCGCGGCCUCAGGGAGCAGUGGAGAGAGAGAAGACGCAAGGCGCCCGCGUCAGCCAGGCGAAGGAGCAACCCGAGAAGAAUCUAGAGAGAGACAGGAAACCUUCCGGUGGAGAGGUAUCUGCAGCGGACGAACACGCGGAGCAGGGCGUGGAGACAACGAGGAGAGGCGAGGAAGUAGGAGACAGGAGGAGCCAGAGAGUGCCGGCCUGCUAGAGAAGGACGGCGAAGAAGGUGAGCGGCAAAAGGUGCCUAUGAAUUUAGAGGAAAGCAAGGGACCAGGUGACCCUGGGAUGGUGGCGCUGGAGGCGUCGGGAGAACGCCAGGCGCCGUGGAAGGAGCAGGACAGUCUCGCCGACGAAUUCGGAGCACUUCGAUCUGAGGGAAGAACCGGGGCCCCUGGACGCCGCUGUGGAACGCGCGAGGCUUCCUCCGAGCAAGUUCUCCAGUGCGCUGUGGGCAGCGGCUCCAAGACACCGACCCUAGCGCCGUCUAUCGCGCCUGCCUCGUCGGAGGCCGAGCCCCCGACCUUCGCCCCGGGCGAGAAACUCCCACCUUCUGCCUCUUCAGAGAGAGAGUUGACCGGAAAAAGCGAUUCUGGGCGAGCGGGUUUGGACGCAGCGCGUCUCCAGGCUCCCGGCGAGCUCGGCAGACUCGCCAGUCUUCAGCGACGGCCUGACAACCCUGCCUUGUUUCACGGAGAGCGCUGUGCAGAGGGACAGGCGCGGAAAGGCCAAACCGACGAGAGAGCGGGGCGGGGCCAAAACGCGGCUGGGGACGGAGGCGGGAAAGGCUCGUCAGCAAAAGUCGCGCUGAGAGCGGAUUUGCCGCACAUUGUUUCUUCGCGGUACGGGGAUCGGGGUGAACGGGACGCGCGGGAGAGGGAGAUGGAAGGAACGCGGGGUGCACGGCCGAACCUCGUCUCGGUCGGUUCCGCGGAGGGAAGUACACUUCUGUCUCAGGUUGUUUCUUCCGGGGUUUGUGGGGGCGAUGCGCCUUCGACGAACAGGGAGAAAGCAGGCGAACGACCGGAAAAGGAGGCGGCGCGCUUCGGCAGAGACAGAACGGCACGAGACGAGGUGUCUGGUGUAGCUUCGCCUGUAGCUGUCGAGAAGAAGGGAACGUCUGCAACAGAGAGAGAACGCGUUCGGGAGACCACUGCCACUGUUGAUGGGAAGGCUCGACAGCACGCGCCUCAGGUUGUCUCUUGCCUUCGUCCUGCGUUAGUGAAAAAGAUGGAGAGAACCAGAAGCGGGCGACGAGCUGCAUCGUGCCGAAGCCCAGCGGGGACGCGCGAUCAAGAACGGCACGAAAGAAAGUUGAGGGGUGCGCACGAGAGGGUCCCAUCUCAGCCUCCCAAUCUGCCUCGCAGCCGCAGGGAUCGAGGCAACGAACCGCCACCCGCCCAGCGCUUGGAAGCGUUCUCUGGAAGAGCACGGGAGGUCAGAAAAGAUUGGGGAGCGCCUGACGAGCAAACCAGGCGAAACGGCGAGAGCACGACGACUAGCAUGCACCAAGAAAUCCGCGUUGUAAUACGCAGGGAACAUGCGAAAAACAAGACGCUCCCGUUUCAUGCCAGUCCAUGA